Dermatophagoides farinae (American house dust mite) is the source of this 999-nucleotide messenger RNA. The record is from RefSeq and is a predicted model, not a curated record. NCBI's taxonomy places the organism in Eukaryota, Metazoa, Arthropoda, Arachnida, Sarcoptiformes, Pyroglyphidae.
UAAAUAGUGUGGUUGACUCGGUAGAAAUAUCCAUUCGAAUGAAUCACGUGAGUUCUGUUCCAAAAAAAACAGAAUAAAAAAUUUUGCACCAUGAAUUUAAACAUGGAAGAUGAUGGCUUUAAAUUGGUUAAAAAUCGUCGCCGUAAACGUUAUAAAAAAUCUAUCGAUACAAUCAGACAUGAAUACAUGAAUGAUAUUGGUACACUGAAUCUAAAUAGUAAAAAUGAUAUUGUCGAAAAAAUCCAAAAAUGUUUGUAUGAAAUAUCGUUUUUUGUAAAAAUUUUUGAUACUAAUCUGAAAGAAAUUAUUGCGUCUCAUCACCAUCAUGAUAAUCGUCCAUCCCGUAUCGAUCAGAUUGUCUGUUUUGGCUUGGGUAAUUUUACCCGUUCACGAUCAUCGUUAUAUCAAUUUGCCUUACUCAAACAUUUAAUGGAACAUGACGAAUUCAUUCAUCCUUCAGCCAAAUUCAUAAUCUAUGAUCCAAUAUUUACAGAAUUUGAACGAAACAUAUUGAAAUCGUUUGGAUUUCAAAUACUUCAAAAUAAUAAUAAUUGUCGUUAUACGAUUAAUCGGUCAUCAUCUUCAAAUGAAUCAAUUAUAUUAUUUUUUAUGCCACAUAUGGAUUAUAAUCAUUAUUAUAAUGUAUUGGAUUGUAAUCGAGAAAAUAUCGAUCAUAUUAUUAUAUUUGGUAAUAGUUUUGAUAAUUGUAUGAAUGAAACAUAUUUCACUGAAUAUUCGACAGAUUUACGUCGAUUUCUUCAGCAAAUCGGUUCCAAAAAAUUAAAACUGAUUGAACAUCAUUUAUUUGGUAAUAAAAAUGAUCAUUUUUAUAAUGAAAUUUUCUAUCGUCAAUCAUUACAACGACUUUUUUUCAUCUCAAAAACAAUGAUUCCUUCUGCGUCACACAAGAAUUAAGUUGUUUUAUAUUCACUAUAUAAUUUAAUAAAUGAACAACAACAACAACAAUAACAACGAUAACAAAAAACAAGAAAUCUGAAU